Molecule: messenger RNA, 566 nt
Organism: Tarenaya hassleriana
Lineage: Eukaryota; Viridiplantae; Streptophyta; Magnoliopsida; Brassicales; Cleomaceae
Product: ubiquitin-like protein ATG12A
Exons: 6
Coding region: 47-331 (94 amino acids)
Biological process (GO): C-terminal protein lipidation; autophagy of mitochondrion; autophagosome assembly
Cellular component (GO): phagophore assembly site membrane; cytoplasm; Atg12-Atg5-Atg16 complex
Source: RefSeq, a predicted model, not a curated record
UCUUGUGUAAAUUCCCCGGUUGUUCUUCCUUCUCCGCGAUUCAAUAAUGGCGACCGAGUCUCCGAGUUCUGUGCGAAAAGUUGUUGUUCACCUAAGAGCUACUGGUGGCGCUCCAAUACUCAAACAAUCUAAAUUCAAGAUCCCAGGAACUGACAAAUUCGCUAAAGUGAUUGACUUUCUUCGGCGGCAGCUUCAUUCAGACACAUUGUUUGUCUAUGUGAACAGCGCUUUCUCGCCAAACCCUGAUGAAUCGGUGAUUGAUCUAUACAAUAAUUUUGGCUUUGACGGUAAACUGGUGGUUAACUAUGCAUUUUCCAUGGCAUGGGGCUAAAAACUGAUGAAUUCGCCAUUCUCAAGCUUUGAAGCCAAGGCAAGGUUCUUUGUGGUAUAUGAGCACAACAUCAGUACCUAUCCCUGAGCUUCAUUGUAGAACCGAAAGUUUCUGUACAUUCAUAGCAAUACCACUGAUCUUUUUUUAUACAUGUACAAAGUGGUGUUUAUUCGGCUCCUUUCAUUAGGGUUUUUUUCCCUCUAAUUUAUCAUGGAUAAUUGGAUAUGUUGGAUCA